AUGGAGAGGGCAGGCGGCGGGGGCGGCCGCGGGGACGAGAUGAUGAUGACCUCGGGCGCGACGGGCCGGAUCGUGCCGGUGUUCCGCUCCGUGCUGUCGCGGCGCGCGCUGCUCCGCGUCGCCGUGGCGCUGCACUCGCUCUUCCUCUGGCUGCUGCUCCUCGCCCGCGGCCUCCGCCUGCGCCGGGCGGCGUCCGGCGCCGAUGCGUCGGCGUUGGAGGCGGGGGCGGAGGGCGGGUCCUGGAACGCGCGGCGGCGGCGGCGGCUGCAGGCCGCGGAGGAGGAGGACGUCCGCAGCCGCAGAGCGCUCGCGGAGGAGGUGCCCAUGGAGGAGGACCGGGCCACCAGGUGGGCCACGUUCCUCGUCACCGGGGCCAGGAGGAACGCGCUCUUCUGUCGCCUCUGGGCGCCGGCCGCCGACGAGAUGAGGGGCAUUUUGGUCAUUAUACAUGGGUUGAAUGAGCACAGUGGAAGGUACUUGCACUUUGCUGAGCAGCUGACAGCAUGUGGUUUUGGAGUAUACGCAAUGGAUUGGAUAGGGCAUGGUGGAAGUGAUGGCCUGCACGGCUAUGUGCCUUCACUAGAUUACGUUAUCGAAGACAUUGAAGUGCUUCUUGACAAAAUUAUGAUGGAGAAUCCAGGGGUCCCUUGUUUCCUCCUCGGUCACUCCACUGGAGGGGCUGUAGUCCUGAAGGCAUCGCUGUACCCUCAUAUCAGAGAGAAACUGGAAGGCAUCAUUCUGACAUCACCCGCGCUGCGUGUGAAGCCUGCACAUCCUAUUGUUGGGGCUGUGGCGCCGAUCUUCUCUCUGGUGGCACCCAAGUUCCAGUUCAAAGGCGCCAACAAGAGGGGCAUCCCGGUUUCCCGCGACCCUGCCGCACUGCUGGCCAAGUACUCGGACCCACUGGUGUACACGGGGCCGAUCAGGGUGCGGACGGGGCACGAGAUCCUGCGCAUCUCCUCCUACCUGCUGCACAGCCUGAAGAAGGUGACCGUCCCGUUCAUGGUGCUGCACGGCACCGCCGACCGGGUGACGGACCCGCUGGCUUCGCGGGAGCUCUACGGCGCGGCGGCGUCCAGGCACAAGGACCUGCGGCUGUACGACGGCUUCUUGCACGACCUGCUCUUCGAGCCCGAGCGCGACGAGGUCGGCGCCGAGAUCAUUGGCUGGAUGGACGGGAUGCUCCGGCUCCGGCGGCAGACUGGAUGA
Messenger RNA from Miscanthus lutarioriparius, 1209 nucleotides. Lineage: Eukaryota; Viridiplantae; Streptophyta; Magnoliopsida; Poales; Poaceae. The record is from the annotation of a GenBank genome assembly.